AAGCAGCAGACCCCUCUGCAGCCAUUCAGUCGACAUGAAGGUGCACGCGGCGACACUACUCUUGCUCGGGACCCUGGCGGCCCUCGCGGCGGCCCAGGACCCUCUCGACGCCGCCUACCGCUUCGUCCAGGCGUGCGGACCUCAGGACCUGUCCAUGUGCCUCAAGCAGAGAGCGCUCAACUUUGUGGACGACGCACUUUCCAAGGGCGACAUCCCCAUCUUGAGCGGAGUCACCCUUCUGCAAACUGCCAACCCCUCAGAACGAACUGGCAAGGAGGUCAAUGACAUUCCCCGCAACGACGAAAACCCUGAAGCUCACGUCGAGUCUUUGCUGAUUGACAGAGUAGCCAGGUUUUUCAGCACUCACACCCUUCAGGUCAAAGUACCUGACGAUACCAUCUCCGACCUGAAACGCUCCAUCGAGGAAGGUCGUAAGAAGAAAAAGAAGUUCCUUCUGCCCUUCCUCCUUGCCCUGAAGCUGAAGGCAGUGGCCCUGGUGCCCCUGGUUUUGGGUGCCAUCGCCCUCCUUGCCCUGAAGGCCCUGGUCGUCGGAAAGAUCGCCCUGGCACUGUCGGCUCUGAUUGGUCUGCAAAAGCUGCUGGCCAACCAGCACAGCACCAAGACGGUGGAGGUGGUCGCCCACCCUUCGUACUCUCACGAGGAGCACCACAGCACUGGAGGCCACGGCCACUACGCGCGCAACAUCGAGCUGCCCUACAGCGCCCACAAGCCUUGAACUUGCCAAAACUUUAAUUCUUGACUCUAAUCUUCGAAUACUGUGUUCCUCCCUAUUUCUCUUGCUAUCAAAUAUGCUGUGAUGAUAUUGCCCAGCGAAGUACAAACUCUUUGCUCAAGUCUAGUUUCCUCUGUGCCUUUUUUUUAAAUCUCUGCUCUCUUUUUUUUCAUGAAAUUCCUCUCUACGCUUUAACGAGUUUUAAUUUAUUUUGCCUAAUUUAUUGUGUACAUGAGCGUGCUAAAUAAAUAUGUUGCCAAAUUUGCCCAAAGUUAAGUGCAUAUAUACCUGCGUAUUAUUAUUAUAUUAUUUUUUGCUGAAAUUCGGGCACUGUUGUCGCCAGAAUUCUUGUCUUCGUUUCAGAAAAGCAACUCCUUCCUCUGCGUGCGUGGAAAUGUGACUCACCGAGUCUUGAUUCGAAGCUUUUAUAUCUGCAAUAAAAAGUGCAAAAAGAAAUAAUCAUGAAAAUUAAGCUA
This is a messenger RNA of Neocloeon triangulifer, 1209 nucleotides long. RefSeq lists its product as uncharacterized. Lineage: Eukaryota; Metazoa; Arthropoda; Insecta; Ephemeroptera; Baetidae. The coding region runs from base 35 to 736 and encodes 233 amino acids. The record is from RefSeq and is a predicted model, not a curated record. The transcript is spliced from 3 exons.